CUAACGGUGUCGCUUCGUGCUCCUCUCCAUUUACAUUAUCUUCUCUCCUGAAACAACUGAUCUGAUCUCUCCCCUCGUGUGCAUCUGUGGGACAAUGGAUUUUCAUAUACGCAGUGUUUUCCUUCUGCUUAUCGUUUCUUCUCUUCUCUGCUCAAUAGCUAAGGCUGAAACCAGUGGUUCAGUUUUCUUUAUCGAUGGCCAAAAUCGCCAAUACCUUCGUACUCCAUCAACAAACGAUGUCGUUCAGUCUCACUCAAUGUCGCCUCUGGAGCUGGGUGCUGCUGUGUCUGUCUUGCUUGGUUUUGCACCACCUGCCACAAUUUCAGCUGCUGGUUCAUCUAAGUUGAAUGAAGUUCUCUUGCCCAAUCCAUUUGAUAGGCCUCGCACUGUUUUCAUGCUGGAAGUCACAGGAGUCAAUGAUCUGGAUGCUCCACAAAUUGGCAUGUUCAGCAAUGCCUUUAGAAGCAAGUUUAUUCUUGAUUCGGAUAAAGCUCAAAUUGAACUGCCAGAUGAAGAAGUUUCUGUGGUUUCUUUAGAUGAAACAUCAGCAGACUGCAAUGACGAGGAAUUAAGUGGUUUGGCAUCUUGGUUGGGUGGAUCCUAUGCUAUUGAUGCUUUGGAACCACAGAAUGGAAAGUUGAUCAUCCCACUGGCUAGUGGUGUCAAUAUGAAUCUUCACGUGUCAAAGAAAGCAGACCAGGAAUUCAUGGCAAGUCUCUUGGCUUUGUUCCGCAAUAGUAGAAGAGCAAUAGAAAUGCAUGAAGAUCUGUCACAGGCUACUCAAGGACCUGCAGAGUUGAUCAUGGGUCGUUUUGAUGGCGUUAAGGCCUUGCAAGAGCAAUAUGGACAUGAAGUUGUGGAGCAAGGACUGGAGCUAUUGCUUGCUACAUUGUCUAAAAUGCUUGAUUCAUUCCAAGCAGCAUACAAAGGUCAAUUUGUUGGAGUUAUCAUCUGUAAUGAGAUACCUUCUUCAGAAUCAGGAACAAUGUUGAAUCUGAUGUUGACUUCACGGCCAUCUGCACGUUGGUUGGCAGAGAAAGAAGGAUCAAAUACAACUAAUGCAACAACCAUUGCAGAAAUAGCCUUGGUUAGAAAGACCCUAGCUUGGGUGACUGGAAUUAUUCUUCUCAUUUCUACUCUAUUAGGGAUAUACUUGCUGCUUAAUAUGCCACUCACCAGGGACACCCUUCUCUACUCUAAUGUCAAACUUGACUAAAGGUUGCUCUGGCAAAUCAGGUGUCCUCUUUUAAGCAUCGGUAUCUGGUGCAUGGCCGAGAAAAUACAAGAAAGCUGGUUGAUGUGAGGCCUAAUGUACUUUGGGGCAGGGGGAAUUCAAAUGUGUAACAAUGAUAAUUAUGCAGCAAAUUUUUGGUUGGCGGUUAGAUAGAUUGUCAUAUUGUGCAUUUGUUGAAUAGUUUGUUGCCAUCAUGAUAUUAAUAUGUAUUUUUAGCUGCCUUUCAUAAUUGAACGUCAUAUAAGAUUUUGAAUAAGGAAAACUGCUGAGAUUCCUAGUUA
Hevea brasiliensis (rubber tree) is the source of this 1515-nucleotide messenger RNA. RefSeq lists its product as uncharacterized. Gene Ontology annotation, cellular component: endomembrane system. The transcript has 12 exons. Lineage: Eukaryota; Viridiplantae; Streptophyta; Magnoliopsida; Malpighiales; Euphorbiaceae. The record is from RefSeq and is a predicted model, not a curated record. The coding region runs from base 95 to 1216 and encodes 373 amino acids.